AUGCUCGCUCUUCAAGGGCUUAUUAGACCCCACCACUUUUUGCAUAGCAACUUGAGUCAUUCUCGGUUUCGUUCAAGCAACAUCAGCAUUGUGCCCAUCGCUGUGGUUGGGGAUGUUGAUUCCCGUGGAAUUGAUCGCCAAUCCGAAUGA
Molecule: messenger RNA, 150 nt
Organism: Plenodomus lingam JN3
Lineage: Eukaryota; Fungi; Ascomycota; Dothideomycetes; Pleosporales; Leptosphaeriaceae
Source: RefSeq, a predicted model, not a curated record